AUGGGUGAUCAGCCUGAAGAUCCUAAGAAGGAUUUGAAGAUAUCAGCCUAUAUUCUUGCUGGUCUUGCUAUGAUGCUUAACAUUAGGCUAUCAUAUAGUUCUGCUCCAUAUGCACUUAUUAGGUUUCAACUGCCUGAGAAUCUUUUUAGCGUCUUUGUAAGGAGAAUGGCUAGUGCUCUUGAACUUUGGUGUCUACCAAGUAUGCUUCUGGGUAACCUCAUGGAUAUCAUUAGAAAACAUGCUUUUACUGAUAAUAAAAAAAAAGAAGCUUGGGGUUAUCACUGGCAAUCUAUAUUUUGGUCUUGGGCUAAUUUCUUAACAUUUGUAAUACUUUUAUUUGUAUAUCGUGGUGGUGGUGAACAUGGUCGUUUAACUAUGUUUUAUUGGAUUAUUGCUAUUUCAGGAUUUGUAUUUGGUAUCAAUAUGGUUAUGGUAUAUGCUCUUGAAGCUAAAUAUUUGACUUGGUAUAUGAUUGGUGAAAACUCAUUUCCAGCUGUUACAUCACUAAUGCACUAUAUUACAACACUCAUCUUUGGUAACAGAAGGAAAUGGAAUUCUGACUAUGUCAUAGUCUAUAUUGACAUUUGGGUUGCAAUAAUAAUCUCCUUGGUGGCAGCAGCAGUCUGGACAGGUGCAUACUCCAGCAACUACGAUGGUGGUGCUGAUUUCGGAGCUACUCCCAACCAGAAUCUCAUAUCACCCGUUGCUAUGGUAAUUGUAGGUAUGGGUCUAGUAUAUGCUAUAUAUCCUGGUAUUGCACCAGGUAUGAUUGUACCAUUCUAUCUCAUUGAUAAGAUUGAGAUGGUACUUCUAAUUGCUACAGCAGUUCCACCAAUCAUAAUUGGUAUUCUGAGGGCAACUGAUACCAAAGGUUUUCCUGGUGGUCCUCAAACACCAACAUGUAAAUGGUACAAUGAUACUACUGAUGGUAAUGGUUCCUUCUGGCAUGCAUUUGACCUACUUAUCGUCCUUAAGAUCUCUCUGGCUGGUAUCUUUAUAUACUCACUUCACUAUAGAGAUUCAUCACUUGCUAGAUCUAUCGUUAACCAACCCAAAAUGUCUACUGCACUCUCUAUCUUAUUUUAUAUGUGCCAUGAGAUUCUGUUAGCAAUUGGAUUUCCUGGUAUAUUUGGUGGUAACAGUGGAGGCGACCAAGUAAUGCUGCCAGCACAGUAUGUGGGUGCUCUAUUUAUGAUCUUCUUAGCAUUUUACAGUGAAGGCUACAUCAUUGAGUAUAAAAGUCACGAUCCUGCCCAUUGGCCAACCGAUGGAAUGACCCCGUGGAAUGCCCUUUGCUACUGGGCCAAAAGAGCCAGCAAAAUAACUAAUCACAACCUAGAAUCACUAUUUACAACUAAUUUACAUAGAUAUUUAAAUUUUAAAUCAUUACAUUAUGUAUUAAUACAUAUUAUACACUUUAAAAUAUAA
This is a messenger RNA of Theileria annulata, 1428 nucleotides long. RefSeq names its product Tpr-related protein family member, putative. The transcript has a single exon. Bases 1 to 1428 code for a protein of 475 amino acids. The record is from RefSeq and is a predicted model, not a curated record. NCBI's taxonomy places the organism in Eukaryota, Apicomplexa, Aconoidasida, Piroplasmida, Theileriidae.